Symbiodinium necroappetens is the source of this 294-nucleotide messenger RNA. Lineage: Eukaryota; Dinophyceae; Suessiales; Symbiodiniaceae. The record is from the annotation of a GenBank genome assembly.
AUGAGCCUCUUCUCCGUGCGCAUUCUUUCCGGCUUGGUCCGGGUGGGUUGGGUCGCGGACGAGGCCUCUGCAGACGCUGUGGGAACCGACGAGACCAGCUUUGGCUUCGGAGGGACAGGGAAGAAAUCCCACGCCAAUGUGUUCGACUCCUUCGGCGAUUCUGGGCUUUCUCGCAAUUCUUUCUCCUAUGUGUUUGCUACCAGUCUUUUCGUUGUCCUUGUCCACAGACAUUGGCUGGGGGGGCAGCUGUCGGAGCCUGAAGCACCUAGGACACUUUUGGAAGUGGCGAUGUGA